AUGGCAUUUUCCGAAAGCGGCGCUAACACGAUGGUUCUUCGCAAGGUUCCUAUCAAUGUAGACGUCUUCGAAGCUCAAUUCGUCGAGGCUGAUGCCAGAUGCACUCGUAGAAAGUUCACAUGGGGAUCAUCUCGAUCAGAAAUCUCCAAGACACAGAAGGCGCACCUCACCAAGGCUGAGAUUCUUUCGAGUGCUAAGGUUUCAGGGUCCUGCCUGGAAACUCUAUGUUUGUAA
This is a messenger RNA of Penicillium oxalicum, 234 nucleotides long. RefSeq lists its product as uncharacterized. Bases 1 to 234 code for a protein of 77 amino acids. Lineage: Eukaryota; Fungi; Ascomycota; Eurotiomycetes; Eurotiales; Aspergillaceae. The record is from RefSeq and is a predicted model, not a curated record. The transcript has 2 exons.